Artibeus jamaicensis (Jamaican fruit-eating bat) is the source of this 2339-nucleotide messenger RNA. RefSeq names its product zinc finger and BTB domain containing 45 (gene ZBTB45). Gene Ontology annotation, biological process: regulation of cytokine production; negative regulation of transcription by RNA polymerase II; regulation of immune system process. The coding region runs from base 301 to 1842 and encodes 513 amino acids. Gene Ontology annotation, molecular function: protein binding. The record is from RefSeq and is a predicted model, not a curated record. Lineage: Eukaryota; Metazoa; Chordata; Mammalia; Chiroptera; Phyllostomidae. The transcript has 3 exons.
CAGGCCCCACCUCUGCCCUGUCUCUAGGGCGACUCCGGAAUCGUGGCAAGGCCCAGAGGUUCCCCGCUGCCCAGCAGCCGCUGGAUCUCAGCCUGGUUUCCCGGGAACUGCUGCCUGGAGGCGGCGGCGGUUAAUCUCUAUAGAAACACCGGAAACGUGCUCCCGCCCAGGACUUCCCGGCGCCGCGGCCGCUGCGAACUUCGGUUCCGCUGGAGUCGCGGCCCGGAAGUGCGGCCUUGGCGGUGGUAAGCCGGUGGCGGCUACGGCCGGGCCCGGUCGGUACCUGAGGAGGAGCCGGAGAUGGCUGCGGCGGCGGAGGCAGUGCACCACAUCCACCUGCAAAACUUCUCCCGCUCCCUGCUCGAGACCCUCAAUGGGCAGCGACUGGGCGGGCACUUCUGCGACGUGACAGUGCGCAUCCGCGAGGCUUCGCUGCGCGCACACCGGUGCGUGUUGGCCGCCGGCUCACCCUUCUUCCAGGACAAGUUGCUGCUCGGUCACUCCGAGAUCCGCGUGCCACCCGUGGUGCCCGCGCAGACAGUGCGUCAGCUAGUGGAGUUUCUCUACAGCGGCUCACUGGUGGUGGCGCAAGGCGAAGCACUUCAGGUGCUCACGGCUGCCUCAGUGCUGCGCAUUCAGACCGUCAUAGACGAGUGCACGCAGAUCAUCGCCCGCACCCGCGCCCCUGCCGCAGGCACCCCCGCGCCCCCGCCCUUGCCCACACCUGUGCCCCCGCCACUCGCGCCCGCACAGCUUCGUCACCGCCUGCGCCACUUGCUGGCCGCUCGCCCCCUGGGCCAUCCAGGUGCGGCGCACAGCCGCAAGCAGCGUCAGCCCGCACGCCUGCAGCUACCUGGGCCCUCUGCACCUGCCAAAGCAGAGGGGUCGGCCACUGACCCCACCCUGUCUGCCGGCCCAGACGAGGGUGGUGAGGAUGAGGACGAGGAGACCGAUGACGACACUGAUGGCGAGGAUGGCGAGGGGGGUGGCCCGGGCGAGGGCCAGGCGCCCCCUUCCUUCCCCGAAUGCCCUGCAGGCUUCCUUACCUCAGCCGCUGACAACGCGCGUGAGGAACCAACUGCACCCGCCGGCCUCUCUGAGUACAGCACCGGGAGGGACUUCUUUCGGGGGCCUUCGGCGGUCGAGGACGUGUUCCCCAGCAGUUACGUUUCUUCGUGGCAAGGGGAAGAGGGCACAGCCGUGGAAAGCUGUCCCACCGAGGCCCCUGCCCCACCUGACUGUGUUGUGUCGGGACCUCGCCCGCCUGCCGUGAAAACCCCAGGGCCGCCCGUAGCCCUUUUCCCCUUUCAUCUGGGUUCUCCAGGACCACCGGUGCAGCACCCUCUCCAACCCUCCGGGCCAGCCCCUGCACCCCCCACCACCUUCUACCCUGCGCUCCAGCCAGAGACCGCUCCCAGUACCACUCUGGGAGAGCCUCCGGCCCCGUCCUCUGCUCGCGCCUCUGCCCCUUUGGUCCCCUCUACGCAAACCGCAGGCUCCCAGCCACCCACUUAUGAAUGCAGUCACUGCCGCAAGACGUUCAGCUCACGGAAAAACUACACCAAGCACAUGUUCAUCCAUUCCGGGGAGAAGCCCCACCAGUGUGCCGUGUGCUGGCGAUCUUUCUCACUGCGUGACUACCUGCUCAAGCACAUGGUCACGCAUACGGGCGUGCGUGCCUUCCAGUGUGCUGUCUGUGCCAAGCGCUUCACGCAGAAGAGCUCACUCAAUGUGCACAUGCGCACGCACCGGCCAGAGCGCGUGCCCUGCCCCGCCUGCGGAAAGGUCUUCUCGCAUCGCGCACUGCUGGAGCGCCACCUGGCUGCACACCCUGCGCCCUGAUCCGGGGCAUGAGACCUGGCCACACCCCUCAUGGGUUUGACCAAGUCCCCAAAGCAGGCCACACCCUUCACAGGGUCUCGAUAGCCAGUGGGCUAAGCCAUGCCCGCUACAGGACCCCUUAACAUGCCCGCCGACCAGGUCAGUCCACCAUGGCAUCUUGACCACGGUCCAGCCAUUCCACCAUGCUGUCCCCUGAGCACAGACCCUCCUCUUCUCCAUUGUCCACGGGCCCAACUCAGACCCCUCCUAGGUAAUACCAGGUUGGGGCCGGGGUGGGGCCCAGGGUUCACGGCUCCAGCUCUGCUUCCUGCCCCACUGCCUUCCCUAAGUGGGGUGCUCGCUAGGGCUAUUCUCUACCCCAGGGUCAGGCUGGGCAAGGUGUCUUCCCCGAGCCACUCCUCAUUCCCCUGCAAUCAGUUUGGUUGCACCUAAAGGAGCUCCAAUGGACUCAUCGUGAAUUGUGUAUUAAAGACUGGCUCUUGGGCCCAGACCCAGAA